UGAAUGAAAUUGCAGUUUACAGAGUCGACGCUCUGGCGCGGCGUCAGGCCGAACAGGGAAGUGUGCGUUUAAACAAAAAUAAUAAAAUAAAGCAAACGGCACAACAACUGUACGGACGACGUUAGUGACUCCGUGACAUGGAUACGAGCUCGUGAUGGACGCUACAGCCAUGUCAUUGAACCAAGGAGUAUCAGAUAACAACCCGAGCACCCCUGGGCCCUCUAUGUCAAGACCACCAGUUUCUCUUGGGAGAAACCUGCCUGGAAGAAUUGCAUUAAACCCCCCGCCUCCUCCAGGACGUCUGAGCUCACUGCGAUCCAGAGACCUUACUUUAGGUGGAUUUAAAAAGAAAACCUUUACUCCAAAUGUACAUUCUGUUAGAAAAACAAAGGAUGAAUUUAAAGAAGAACCUCCAAUAACUUCAAAAAGAGAGAAGAGAGACAAGGACGACAGACAGAGGGAAUCACGUGGCAAAAAGAGGGAUCGUCCACAAACCAUUCAAUCUCAUUCAAUUUUUGAACAAGGUCCAGCAGACACAACCAGAAGAAUAGGUAGUUGGGACAGUAUUGAAGUAAAUGAAAGUGAACCACCCCAAGUUCUAAAAUUUAUUAAGAAAGAAACACAUUUAUUAGAAGAUGAUGCAAAUGAAAUUUUACACAAGCUAAAACGUGAUAAUUUUUUAGAUGAUCCAGGUCUUAAAAAUGACUCAAAACACCGACCAAUCCAGCUCCCCCUAGCACAGUCAAGAGAUCUGUUUGCAGCAGAUGAAGUCACUUUAAAUAGGGAAUUUCAAGCUACCACCAUGACUGAUGUUACAAGGUCGAGAGCAUAUCUACAGAAAGUUCACCAAAUUAGGAAGGGCUUUUCAAUCACAAAUCAGCCUCAGCCAACUAUAGCAGAACUCUUCCAGAAAAUGAGUUUAUCUACUGAAGAUGAGCUCUUGUUCAUCCAACUUCCAGAUACAAUCCCUGGACAGUCAGCAACCACCAGUGAAAAGAUUUCUAAAACAGAGACAAAACCUGAAGAAAAGCAUUCACUGCCGUUUAAAAGUCAUGAUACCUUAAAAAAUGAAAACACACCAACUUUGGCUGACUUUACCGAGGGCCAUAUUGGUAAGAUUCAAAUCAGAAAAUCUGGAAGAGUACAGCUUGUCUUGGGGGAAGUUGCACUGGAUGUUUCUGAAGGAGCAGCUUUCUCUUUUUUACAGCAACUGGUUUCCAUUCGUCUGUCUGAAGGACGUACAGGAGACCUAACUAUACUUGGCAAUGUAAAACACAAGCUUGUAUGUUCUCCAGAUUUUGAAGCACUUUUAAAGGAGGUGAACUUUGCAUCACAGACAAAUUCAAGAAUAUUGUGAAUUUGGUGGCUACAAAGAACUUGUGUGUAAUUUAUGUAUGUAGUUGUUUUAACUGUAAAUAUCAAAUGUUUUCCU
Molecule: messenger RNA, 1432 nt
Organism: Polypterus senegalus (gray bichir)
Lineage: Eukaryota; Metazoa; Chordata; Cladistia; Polypteriformes; Polypteridae
Exons: 9
Coding region: 155-1357 (400 amino acids)
Biological process (GO): transcription by RNA polymerase III
Cellular component (GO): RNA polymerase III complex
Molecular function (GO): DNA binding
Source: RefSeq, a predicted model, not a curated record